AUUUUGUGCUCAAUAAAGAUGAAAAUGUUGUUACUGGAAUGGUUAUAAAUAAAAUUUGUAUUUAUUAUUAUUUAUAAUUAUUGAAUUGGAGUUAUUACAUUUUAUGUUAUGUCAAUCGUAUUAUUUUUGGAAUGUUGCUAUUAAGUGUUAUUAAUGGCAAGUCUUUAUGAUAAACCACUAGCUUCAAAUGAUCGGGGCGGCGGUUUCAAUGGCGCAGAUAAUCGAAGUGAUUGGUGGUUAAUAACAUGGUUCUCAUCAUCUCGUUUAUUUAAUCUUAGUUUACCCUCUUUUAAAAUUAAAGAGAAAGUAUCUAAUAUUUACUAUAAAUAUGGUCUGCUUUGUUCAACUUAUCCAUGGUUAAUAAUACUUCUUACAUUUACCAUAUUUUCAUUCUGUGUUUACCCAAUUUUUGGUAUUCAUUCGUUCACCAACAACUAUUUACAGAAGUAUGUGACCCCUUUGGAUAAUUUUUAUGUCUACGGUAAACCUGUCAAAGAUACAUCAUCUUCAUACUCAUCCAAUCAUCAUGCUCACCAACAUCCUCACCACCAACCAAACUUGGAACUUCUCAAAGGCCCUCCAAGAUGGUUUCAAUCAGGUGCCCCAUACGCAAUUAUUCAACAGAUAGUUAUCAAGUCUGCUGUUAUCCCAUGGAAGAGCAAUCUUAUACUUAUGGAUGCCAUUCGUGCACCGUUGGCACAAGUUUUCUCUAUUCUUGAAUUUCUAUCAAAUUUUAAAACCGAUCAAGGGUCUAAAUCAGUGAGCUUGAACGACAUAUGCCUUCAAAUUAAUGAACCAAUAAGUUAUUCUGAUAACUCAGCUUCCAAUGUACUUCCAAGAUAUAAUUGCCUUCUUUUCUCUCCUGCCAAUAUUUGGAAGAAUGAUAUAGACAAAUUCCUACAGGAUGCAACGAUUAUUAAAACUAUAUUUAAUACUAAAGAUUUUAGUUACCUGGACUCGGGUAAUCUCAGAGAGAUUCUAUUUGGUGUACCUUGGAUGGAAACUGGGAUUAGACCCUUUUACGUUCGCACUCGACAAAGAACUUUAACUUUCGCUAUUACAAUUGCCUUCUCAGGCUAUAAUAAGAUAUUUUUUGAGAGUUUACAUAAACAACUUCGAGAUAGGUAUCCAGUCAAUCCACUUUGGGAUCAUCAUCACGACAACAAUAAUUCCAGUGGCAUCGACUAUUCGUCCGAUUCACCUCAAGUAGUUACUCAUUUACACUUUCAGAAUACUCUUACCUUUUCCGUCAAUUCCCCUAUUAUAGCUUGUUAUCUCUUGCUGUUUUUUUACAUCUACUUUUCAGUUCGUGCAAUUGAGCUGAUUAAGUGUAAAUGGGCUUUAGCUGCUGGAUCAGUUCUUACUGUGGUGAUGUGUCUUCUAAUGACUCUAGGAAUAUGUUCAUGGUUCGAUUUCAAUCCAACUCUGGAUGGAAGUGAGAUUUUGCCUUAUCUCAUAGUUAUAAUUGGUUUGGAGAAUAUUUUAGUACUCACGCAGUCAGUCAUUGCUACUCCAUCUCAUCUAGACGUUAAAGUUAGAGUAGCUCAAGGGCUAAGUCGUGAAGGAUGGUCUAUGAACAAGAAUCUUAUAACCGAAUUAGGUCUUCUAACCUUUGGCUACUUCACUUUCGUACCUGUUAUCCAAGAAUUUUGUCUGUUUGGAAUGAUGGCAUUACUCUGUGAUUUCUUUCUACAACUUACCAUUUUCAUAACUUUAUUAUCAGUGGACAUUCAAAGAGUUGAGCUUGAUGGAAGCCACAAAAAAGCGAGUCACUCCACAAACGACUCUAAAAAUAAAAUGAAUCGACUAUUUGAAUCUGGAUCUAAUCUCUACGAAUCUGAUGCAGCUCGUUUAAAAAAUGUUAGUUAUUGGCAUAAAUCAAACCCAAUGAAACUUCCAAAGAGACUUAGACUUGUUUAUUUUUGGACACGCACUCGAUUUGUUCACCGAUUCCUAAUGAUGGCGUUGAUUGUUUGGAUUAGUAUUUUACUUUAUAGAUCAGGAGUAGUUGAUCAUUACAAUUUACCUGAUGAUGAGUCAAUAGAUUUUGUUAAGGAAAGCAAAUUAUCAAAAGAGCCUGUUUCACGAGCUCCUCCAAUUGAAGUUGUAUCAGAAACAAAAUCAAAUGAUUUUGAACACUCACAAAAUCGAUUAAAAUAUUCAAACAAGGACCCCCGGGAACUUUUAUCUUCACAUCACUGGUUUACUCUAUUUGGAUUUUACAACAUUUCACUUUCUGGAAAAUAUUUAUCGUUCCUUCCACCCAUUCAUUUGGCAAUACCAGUCGAUCCAACUGAGGCUCAUAAAACCCGCCAUCCGUCCGAAAGUGAUCCUCAAAUAUUUCGACAAUUCUUGUAUCCUGGAAGCAUUCAUGCUUCUUUUGAUCAAAGUGAUGACUGGGACGAAUUUUCUUACGAUGAAUCAAAUGAUAUUCACAAUCGGCCUCAUUGGUCCUCAAGAGAAAUUUUUCUUGCUUUACUACUCUCUACUCCCACUCUAACAUUUAUCAUUUACAUCUUGGUUACAAUGUAUCGAUGUAUGUGUUCUCGGCGUUAUGAUGAAUGGCGCAGUUCUUGGUCAACUCCCAACCAUCCAAAAGGACAGGAUAUAUCGCGUCAUAAAUUGGAAGAUUAUUUUCUUGAAACUAUGAUGGUUAAAAGACAAGCUCAUCAAGUUGAAGUUGAAAUCGUUGAGUGUUCAAAUGAAUCACCAUAUGUUGCUUCAUGUUCAAUGGAAGGUGAUAUACGAGUUUGGGACGUUCUUUCUGGUGAAUGUCAUUUAUUUAUCCAAAGAUCGCUUUUAUCAGAUUUAAUUCAACUCGAAGAGCCCAAAACAUUUAAACCUCAUCAUAAACCAAGCAGUAGUUUCUCCUCUGACUCGACUUAUGGUUCAUCUCCAAGCACGGGCUCUGGGGAGUGUUUAGAGACAAAUUUUUCUCCGUCUAGCUUUGAUCCUUCAUCACUGAGUUACUCUCGUGUUCAUAAAUCGACAGACAAGUCUAAAUGUGGUUAUGAUUUCAAACCCUUUUACUCUCGUUUUAACUCAUCUAAAAAUUUGAUUUCAGAACUGAUAGUUAAUGCAGCUGCAUCUAGUGAUAUUGAUGCUCAUCCAUAUGAGAUAUCUGCUAAUCUUAAACGCGAAUCUACUUUAUCUUUCCAACAAAUUUGGUCUCUUGAUGUAUAUGAAAGAUUUAUUUUGGUUGGCUGUGCUGAAGGACGUUUUGAAAUUUGGGACACGCUUACAGGUCUUAAUCAUUAUAAUCAGGAAUGUAUGGCAGGAAUAACUGUAAUUAAAGCUCGUUCUGGUAAACUGGUAAUUGGAAGAUUAAAUGGUAUAUUAGAAGUGCAUCAAAUUGAGAGUAAUUUUCGAACAGAAAAUAACGGAUGCUAUGUUUUAUCUUCAUCAUCAUCUUCGUCUUCAUCUUCAUUCACAUCUUCAUCGUACAUUAACAAUUCUACUUCAACUCAAUCAUCAGACCCGCAACUUUAUCCUAAGCAAAUGCUCAAUACUCAUCUAAUUCAUUCUAUUCGCGCUCACAGUCAACCAAUUACAGCUCUUCAACUAGAUUCUAGUCAUCUAAUAACAGGAAGUGCUGAUCAUUUAAUUAAAGUUUUCAAAAUGGAAACGGGAUCUUGUAGCUAUACAUUACAUGGGCAUUUCGGUGGUAUCAGCUGCCUAGAAGUUGAUAAGACUACACCAAAUUCAGCUUUAAGUGGUUGUAAAGUUGGUCAGAUUUGUCUUUGGGAUCUUACAACUGGAACAUGUUUAUUUAACUUGGAAGCUCAUACGGAUGCAGCAGUAACUGCUCUUUUGGCUACAAGUUUAUAUGCUAUUAGUUUAGGAACAGAUAAUAAAAUCAAUAUUUGGGACAAAUACUCUGGCCACCUCGUUCAUUCAUUACCAAAUCAACGUUCGUUUUGUAGUGGAAUGGUUCCUUUGAGGUCUAAUAUUCUGAUCACUGCCAAAGAAGAUCAUCUAAUUUUAUGGGAUCUUAGCGAAGCUGUUCCUUUACGUGUUAUCAAUUUAAGCUCUUUUGGAGACAGUAAAAGUUCUUGUAUCAAGAAUUUGCGUAUUGCUAACAACAGUCGAGCCGUUGUUUGUGAUUAUGGAAAGAAUGUUUGUUUUAUCCAUUUUCCUGGUGUUACACAGAAAAGUGAUUAAAGUAAUCUUACUGUCUUAACACGUUGAAAAAGUUCAAAAUCAAAACGAAAGCAAAAUCCCCUAAAGCAAAACUACCAAGUUUGUUAAAAUGCUAUCAUCUUCGUCAGAUUGGAAAAAGUUCAUCUCCAGAUGAAAAAGUACACGACAGUUUUAAUGAUUGAAUAUAGUUCUAUAAUCAAUAACAAUGUAAGUUACAGAAACGAAUUCAAUUAAGACAAUUUCUUCAUACGCAUUAACAUACUGAGAUCAGAGAUGUUCAUGAGAUGAUUGUCUUCGCUGAAUUCGUUUCUGUAAUUAAAAUUAUUGAUUAAUUAAUGAUUGGAUGAUAUUCAUUCUUCAAAAUGUGAAAUGGCUGUAUAAAAAUAUUUAAUAUAAUGUAUUAUUGUAAUCAAAAAUUUUCGUUUCAAUUUAAAUUUUAUGAAACUUCUGAAA
This is a messenger RNA of Tetranychus urticae (two-spotted spider mite), 4593 nucleotides long. RefSeq names its product SREBP cleavage activating protein (gene SCAP). The record is from RefSeq and is a predicted model, not a curated record. Lineage: Eukaryota; Metazoa; Arthropoda; Arachnida; Trombidiformes; Tetranychidae. Gene Ontology annotation, biological process: regulation of cholesterol biosynthetic process; SREBP signaling pathway. Gene Ontology annotation, cellular component: Golgi membrane; endoplasmic reticulum membrane; SREBP-SCAP complex. Gene Ontology annotation, molecular function: protein binding; sterol binding.